Messenger RNA from Coregonus clupeaformis (lake whitefish), 2961 nucleotides. RefSeq names its product transcription factor 7-like 2. NCBI's taxonomy places the organism in Eukaryota, Metazoa, Chordata, Actinopteri, Salmoniformes, Salmonidae. Gene Ontology annotation, molecular function: RNA polymerase II cis-regulatory region sequence-specific DNA binding; DNA-binding transcription factor activity, RNA polymerase II-specific. The record is from RefSeq and is a predicted model, not a curated record. The coding region runs from base 447 to 2402 and encodes 651 amino acids. Gene Ontology annotation, cellular component: catenin-TCF7L2 complex; beta-catenin-TCF complex. The transcript is spliced from 15 exons. Gene Ontology annotation, biological process: regulation of transcription by RNA polymerase II; canonical Wnt signaling pathway.
CGCGCUCCUCAACCAAACUGCCUUUUCUCACUCGCUUUUCUAACUGCACACUCGUCCGUCGGCUUCCUCCAGCCUUUUUUUCGCUCCCUAUUUAUGAAAACGUCACUUCAAGUCCCUCCCUUUUUGAAUCUCAUUAGUUUCUUAUGUGUUUCUCCCUGUCAAUAAUCCUGAAUCCAGACUCUCUCUAUUUCCAUCCCUCUCUAUCUGUCAAUCAGCGCCGCCUUUGAACUGAAAACCACUCCGACCAACUUCAACUCACUCAAUUCGAGCGGCUCAGCUCCAUCUCCGGCUUCUUUUUCUGCCAAGGUUCCCCUCUUUUUAGUUUGUACAAACCGCCAGUGCUUGGAAAACGCCAAUACAGACUCUAAACUUUAACUCGGAUUCUAGAUCACCAAGAUCAAGGGUUUAAAACGUUGUGUUUUUGCCCCCCAAAAUUGCUCGGGAAAAUGCCGCAGCUCAACGGCGGUGGAGGGGACGAUUUGGGUGCGAACGAUGAAAUGAUUUCCUUCAAAGACGAAGGGGAGCAGGAGGAAAAAAUUUCGGAGAACUUAUCGGCAGAAAGGGAUUUAGCAGAUGUCAAAUCUUCUCUUGUAAAUGAAUCAGAAACAAAUCAAAACAGCUCGUCAGAUUCGGAGGCGGAAAGACGGCCUCCGCCUAGGUCUGAAACUUUCAGAGACAAAACAAGAGAAAGUUUAGAGGAGGCUGCGAAAAGGCAAGAUGGAGGGCUGUUCAAGAGCCCACCGUACCCGGGCUAUCCAUUUAUAAUGAUCCCCGAUCUUACAAGCCCGUACCUUCCGAAUGGAUCACUUUCUCCAACAGCUCGCACAUACCUACAGAUGAAAUGGCCCCUGCUAGAUGUUAACCACGGAAGUCUUCAAAGUAGACAAGCACUUAAAGAUGCCCGGUCCCCGUCACCAGCACACAUCGUUGGGCCCUUCUGCUUGGAAUUCCCCGGACAGUCAGAUCUGAGCCUUCACCAAUUUCAGUUGUCUAAUAAGGUCCCAGUGGUACAGCACCCUCACCACGUGCACCCGCUCACGCCUCUGAUCACCUACAGCAAUGAGCACUUCACACCGGGCAACCCCCCUCCGCACCUACAGGGAGACGUGGACCCCAAAACAGGAAUUCCAAGGCCUCCACAACACCCAGACAUAUCUCCCUAUUACCCUCUCUCGCCUGGCUCUGUAGGCCAGCUCCCCCAUCCGCUAGGAUGGUUAGUACCACAGCAAGGUCAACCUGUUUACCCAAUCACGACGGGGGGUUUUAGACAUCCCUACCCGACUGCACUCACUGUCAACGCAUCCAUGCAAAGUUUUCUGUCCUCCAGGUUCCCUCACCACAUGGUCCCGCCUCACCACAGUUUGCACCAGACCGGCAUCCCCCACCCCGCCAUCGUCACGCCCAACGUCAAGCAGGAGUCCUCCCACAGCGACAUAGGCCUCAACAGCUCUACUAUACUGUACACACUCCACAGGAAACACCAGGACUCCAAAAAGGAAGAGGAGAAGAAGAAGCAGCCCCACAUCAAGAAGCCGCUGAACGCAUUCAUGCUCUACAUGAAGGAGAUGAGGGCCAAGGUCGUGGCCGAGUGCACGUUGAAAGAGAGCGCCGCCAUCAACCAGAUCCUGGGACGAAGGUGGCACGCCCUAACACGAGAGGAGCAGGCGAAAUACUACGAGCUGGCCAGGAAAGAGCGACAGCUUCACAUGCAGCUCUACCCCGGCUGGUCAGCACGAGAUAACUAUGCGGGUAACCAACAGGGCAAGAAGAAGAAGAGAAAAAGGGAUAAGCAGCCAGGAGAGGGCAAUGAACACAGAGAAUAUUUUCCAAACCCUUGCCUUUCACUCCCUCCGAUUACAGAUGCAAAUACCCCAAAGAAGUGUCGUGCCUUGUUCGGGCUUGACCAGCUGGGUUUAUGGUGCAAACCAUGCAGGAGAAAAAAAAAGUGCAUUCGCUACAUCCAAGGUGAAGGCAGCUGUGCCAGUCCUCCCUCUUCGGACGGAAGCUUACUAGACUCCCUCCCACCCUCCCCCUCCUCGGUGGCCCCCUCCCCCUCCUCGAAAGAGUCCAAACCUCAGACUGAACAAAUGCAACCUCUCUCGCUGACUAUGAAACCGGCCCACCAGCCUCUCCACCACCCGCACCUCCUGGCUGGGCAUCCUCCUCCGCCAUCUUUGGUUCUGCUGGAAAACUCUGCUGCUGCAGCAGGUAAAAUGCCUGGCGCAGCCCACAACGGAGCCCAUGACCACGGCAAUGUCUCGUCCUCGCGGCAACCAGGCUCCUCAGGCGCCUCGCUGUCCCUGGCCAGGCCCUCGGCAGCAUCGCUAUGUCAUUCCCACUCGCUACACCCCAACUCCACGGCCCCUCAGCCUCUGUCGCUCGUGACCAAGUCUAUAGAGUAGCCUCCCUCCUUAUUCACUCCUGUCCUUCCUUCCUAUAUUUCUAGCUCUGCACACCUCUAUUCGGGCCCUCUUUCUUUUUAUCCUUUUUUCUAUUUUUGUGCCAUAAGGCUUUGAAAAUUUGUUCUUGUUUUAUCAAAGUUCAUUGGUCAAUAUUUGACCCAUCAUUAUCGAAAAAAACAAACAUAUAAUUAUUAUAAUGAAUUAAUAAUGCAAUGAGCUGUAGACUAUAGCUUUGGGAAUCUGCCAACAUUUUCUCAACUUUUUUCUUUGUUUUUAUUUUGUAGUGUUAAACAGUGCAACAGAAUAUUGUUAUGUAGUUCCACUUAAACAUGUUUAAAUGACAGAUAUAAAAAGGUAGGUUAGAUUAUUAUUCAAUGAGCCCUUUUCUUGAAAGAGUUGGUUCUCCUUCAUUAUUUGUAUUAAAUACGAGCUUGCGAACCAAUCAUUUGACACCCGUUCAAUCCCUGGAGGGCAUGAGGAUCGUGGAGACACCUCUCUUACUGAGGAACAACUUUAAUUGUGAUGUUACUUGUUCUUCUUUAAAUGUACAGAAAUAUUG